Diprion similis is the source of this 595-nucleotide messenger RNA. It is a transcript of the gene ND-B16.6, whose product is annotated as NADH dehydrogenase [ubiquinone] 1 alpha subcomplex subunit 13. The coding region runs from base 42 to 500 and encodes 152 amino acids. NCBI's taxonomy places the organism in Eukaryota, Metazoa, Arthropoda, Insecta, Hymenoptera, Diprionidae. The transcript is spliced from 3 exons. The record is from RefSeq and is a predicted model, not a curated record.
GUAUUCUAUGAUUUGAAGCGCGGUGUUGCUGCCAGUGCAACAUGGCGACCGCAGCCAAAACGACUCCGCAGGAUCUGCCACCGAAGGGCGGAUACGGACCAAUUGUGACCGACAGGAUUAAAUUGCGGACCAUUUUCGGUGGUCGGUCGUGGUUAUUUGGAUAUUUCGCUGUCACGUCAGUCUCAUUCUAUAUUUACUUCAAGGGAUAUAAAACCAUAAAGAGACAUGACGUUGAAAUGAGAAGCGCCCGAAUGGUCAUGUACCCUAUACUGCUUGCCGAACGGGAUCGAGAAUAUUUGAAGCAGUUGAGACGGAAUCGUGACACUGAAACAGAACUUAUGAAGAACGUUAAGAAUUGGGAGACUGGAACUUACUACGGCGAGCCUAUUUAUAAGACGGCGAAGAGCGGCAAACUCAUAGAACCUGAAGCUAUUGAGUACUACGCUUUUGCUCCGGAGCAAGAUUAUUUAGACCGUACCGAAAUUACAUUGUGGACUUAAGUUUAAAACUCAAAGUCGAUUCCGGAGAGAUUCACAUAAUGAUAUUUUAGUGCUGAUUGUAAUUCUAAUACAUGUUAAAUAAAAUUGUGUAUAAU